Oryzias latipes (Japanese medaka) is the source of this 1946-nucleotide messenger RNA. It is a transcript of the gene dcdc2b, whose product is annotated as doublecortin domain containing 2B. NCBI's taxonomy places the organism in Eukaryota, Metazoa, Chordata, Actinopteri, Beloniformes, Adrianichthyidae. The record is from RefSeq and is a predicted model, not a curated record. Gene Ontology annotation, biological process: intracellular signal transduction. Gene Ontology annotation, cellular component: microtubule organizing center; microtubule.
AUUGAUUCAGCUUACAAAACAAAGACCCACCCAUUCUCUCUAUUCUUCUGUCUGUCUCUUUUGUUGUGGUUCCUGCCAAUGGUUUGGCCCGCAAAGCCAGCCUUUGCUGGCAGUGCUGCCAUAGCAACCAGGAAAUACUUACCGCUGUUGGUGUAGUAGCGUCCGCUUGAAGGGGGACAGAGCGGAGUGGAGCGCGGUGACUGCGAGUCAAGGCAGACCACAACAGGAGUAACUGUUUUUUUUUUUUUUUUAGCCCCCCAGCUCUGCUGAAGUUUUCUUGCUUCACACUCCAGCAGCUCUGUUUCCUGAAAGUCGCACCUAUAUUGGAGAUAGUUGUUUAACAAGUCAGGAUGAGCGCAUGUGGAACUGAAAACCAGCUUUUUACUGUGUGUGGACGUUGACGGCUUGCUCAGACAUGGCUGCCAGCUCUGCAGCUACAUCCCACCUGCCUCCGGUGAAGAGUGUGGUGGUGUACAGGAAUGGAGACCCUUUCCACACCGGAAGGAGGUUCGUUGUCAACCAGCGACAAGUGGCCACCAUGGAAGCCUUUUUGAACGAAGUGACCCGGAGCAUCAGGGCUCCUCUUGCCGUCAGGACUCUGUACACUCCCAAGCAGGGCCACAGGGUCACGGACCUUCAGGAUCUGCAAACGGGAGCCCAGUAUGUUGCAGCCGGCUCUGAGAGGUUCAAAAAGCUGGAUUAUCUCAAUGCUGGGGUUAAAAAACAGCCCGCCUCUCGAGAAGAGACCCAGGUAAAAGGUGUCCAGAAGCCGCAUGUUACUGCAAAGUGGAGGGAGUUUGUACCUGCACCUUGCAUCAUCCAUGUUUUCCGGAACGGAGAUCUUCUGUGCGCACCGCUCCGAUUUCUCAUUCCUCGCAGCAUGCGACAGGACCUGGAGCAGAUCCUGUGCGUGAUCUCAGAGAAGGUCAACUUACGGACCGGAGCGGUGCGCAGAUUGUGCUCUUUGGAAGGAAUGACCGUGUCCUCGGCUGGAGAGCUGGAGACGGGCCACUGCUACGUUGCUGUGGGAACCGAGAGAUUCAAGAAACUUCCAUAUGAGGCACUUUUGGCUUCCAAAGAAAGGCAUUUUAAACAUUUUCCUGGAAAAAAGAGACUUCAACGGAGAGCUCAGAACAGGAAGUUAGAAAGCAAUCCCGAGGAUCCACACAGCGACUCAGCUCCACAUGACUCCCCACAGUCAGAUGGUCGCAGAGUGAAGUCGACAGGAGAUGAAGCUGCAGACCCUCAAACAUCACAGGAGAUCAGCAAAAGAGCAGAAGGGACCGGUGUAGAGAUCCACCCAAAACCCUCACAGGCCCCAUCUCUGCUCAGCAACGGAUCAGUUUAUCUAAAUAUAUUUCAAAAGGAAGAGCAGAAAAGCAACGAGGAGCCGGAGGGAGCAGAGGAAGUGCAGGAGGAUGAAAAUACAGCGACGGAGCUUCCAGUUGAUCAGCUAGCCGCAGAAAUCAUAGAGGAAGAAGAAAUAAACAAUGUAGAGGAUUCUGUGCUCGCCAUGAAAGAGGCGAGCCCACAGAAGGCCUCAUCAGGCGGAGCAGGACAGGACCGUCGCCCAGAGGAAAUCAGAGCCUCACAGAGGGAUUCCCGCUAACAGAUGAGUCAUCCAUCCCUGCUGCAACCAGAGCCUGCAGCCAAACCGGUCAAAAAUGAACCAAACCACAUGGUUUUGUUGGUUUUAUUCAGAUUUGUAGAAGCAAACUCAUAUGUUUAACUCGCAAAACCCAAGAAAUAAGAUAAAGUGCUGCUUCCUGUAAGCUCUUCUAUAUAUUGUGUUUAUGCUGUUUAAAAUGGGUUGUAAUAAUAGCUUUGAGUACCGGCAUUUACAUCUUUUAGAAACAUAUUUAGUCAAAUUAGAUACAUAAUAUACAAAAUAACAGGAAGGAAUAAUGAAGUAAAGGUAAGAAACCUAAAAAAAAAACAAUAAAAAG